This is a messenger RNA of Pterocles gutturalis (yellow-throated sandgrouse), 1575 nucleotides long. Its product is annotated as mitogen-activated protein kinase kinase kinase 4-like. Gene Ontology annotation, biological process: protein phosphorylation. The record is from RefSeq and is a predicted model, not a curated record. Gene Ontology annotation, molecular function: ATP binding; protein kinase activity. The annotation marks the transcript as partial. The transcript is spliced from 9 exons. Lineage: Eukaryota; Metazoa; Chordata; Aves; Pterocliformes; Pteroclidae.
AACCAUUGUAUCCAAAAGGAGAUUCAAGUGGCUUGUCCCGACGGAGUUGGGAGCUCAGAACUUUAAUCAGCCAGACCAAAGAUACUGCUUCCAAGCAAGCACCAAUUGAAGCUGUCCAAAAGUCUGUUCAGUUGUUUGAAGAAAGGAGAUACAGAGAGAUGAGGAGGAAGAACAUCAUUGGCCAAGUUUGUGACACACCGAAAUCUUACGACAAUGUCAUGCAUGUAGGUUUGAGAAAAGUGACCUUCAAGUGGCAGAGAGGAAACAAAAUUGGUGAAGGCCAGUAUGGGAAGGUCUAUACCUGUAUCAGUGUUGACACUGGAGAGUUGAUGGCUAUGAAGGAAAUAAGAUUUCAGCCUAAUGAUCACAAGACCAUCAAAGAAACAGCUGAUGAACUGAAGAUUUUUGAAGGCAUCAAACACCCUAAUCUUGUUCGUUAUUUUGGUGUGGAGCUCCAUAGGGAAGAAAUGUACAUCUUCAUGGAGUACUGUGAUGAGGGCACUCUGGAGGAGGUAUCAAAACUGGGCCUUCAGGAGCAUGUCAUUAGGCUCUACUCAAAGCAAAUCACGAUUGCUAUCAAUGUACUACAUGAACAUGGUAUUGUUCAUCGAGACAUUAAAGGAGCCAACAUCUUUCUUACCUCAUCAGGACUGAUUAAACUAGGAGACUUUGGCUGCUCAGUGAAACUGAAGAACAACACCCAGACAAUGCCUGGAGAAGUGAACAGUACUUUGGGGACUGCAGCGUACAUGGCUCCAGAAGUAAUUACCAGAGCGAAAGGAGAAGGGCACGGACGUGCAGCAGACAUCUGGAGCCUGGGCUGCGUUGUUAUAGAGAUGGUCACUGGCAAGAGGCCUUGGCACGAAUACGAGCACAACUUCCAGAUCAUGUAUAAAGUGGGGAUGGGUCACAAGCCUCCUAUUCCUGACAAGGUGAGCCCAGAAGGGAAAGACUUCCUUUGCCACUGCCUGGAAAGUGACCCAAAGAUGAGGUGGACAGCCAGCCAGCUCCUGGAUCAUCCUUUUGUCAAGGUUUGCACAGAUGAAGAAUGAAGUUAUUCAAUCUCUGGCCUUUAUUCUGACAAGAUAUCUUUUAAUCACUACUGUAUGUAAUAUUUACAUAAAGACUGUGCUGAGAAACAGUAUAAAAGUUGAACUUUCGAAGACUGCACAAGUGACGAGCGUCACUUUCUCUGCUGCUCCUGUAUGUUUUACUUGGCACGUGUUGCUCACGUGACAGUGUCCGCAAGGUGGAAAAAGCUGCAUGUUUCCGUGAAAGUGCCAUUACUACUGUAUAUGGACCAUGCCUUUUUUUGUUCUUUCUCCUGUUUCUCAUUUGAUUGAGAACUGUAAUGUUAAUAUGUAGUAUUUUUGAACUCUUUAGGUUCAGAAAAAUGCUGUAGUGUUAUCAGGCGUUAUGGACCUUGUUUUUUUAAUCUGUUUGUUGAGUGCACUGACUGUGAACUUUUACUGGUUUUUGUUUAUUUGUUUUUGUCAAGCUUCAGAUUUGUUAUGCACAAGGCUGAUUAAUGAACUUUUAAAAAUGUUUUUUCUCAAUAAAUGGUUUAUUUUAGGA